Molecule: messenger RNA, 648 nt
Organism: Mytilinidion resinicola
Lineage: Eukaryota; Fungi; Ascomycota; Dothideomycetes; Mytilinidiales; Mytilinidiaceae
Exons: 4
Coding region: 1-648 (215 amino acids)
Source: RefSeq, a predicted model, not a curated record
AUGUCGUCCCGCUAUGGACGAAUAAGGGUCACCAAUAUCCCAUACGACAACGAGACUGACUAUAGAAAUGAGCGGAUUCGACGGUAUCCUAAUACCUACUAUGAUGAUCACCCCUCUCAAGAGGCUGAGGAUGAUUACAAUGCGUACUCAACCCACACGGAUAAAGCGAACCGAGCUGCCACCGAGUCUCAAUUCGAGCGGGACACCAAGUCCAAUCUGUUCCGGAGUGAAAAAGACAAGCUAAGAGAACGCAAAUAUUACAAAAAGUAUGAUAGCCUGUUCCCAGAGCAGCACAGCAGAUUGGUGGAGCCUGCCCUAGAUGCCUCAUUUGCAACCGAGAAUAUGGCAGUUGGUCGCCAUAAGUUCCUGGAAUCACAUCCCCUUGGGUAUAACAUAUUGCGUGGCCGAGAAAAGCAUGUAGAUUAUUUUGCAAGCGCACAAAAGCAAUGGGAAUUAUAUGAUAAGAAAGCCCAGAAGCACGCUCAAUAUGCAAGUGACCCUGAGAUAAACGAGAAGCGAGAUCAAUAUGGGCGACUGAGGCCUCGGUACGAACCUAGCGACGACGAGCGAGAAGAAUACUACGAUGACUUAGAAGAGAGUCGCGGGGUCGUUCUUUUGGGACCAAGCCCCAGCACGAUCCUCGCGUAG